Pantherophis guttatus is the source of this 2405-nucleotide messenger RNA. It is a transcript of the gene PRRG3, whose product is annotated as proline rich and Gla domain 3. The record is from RefSeq and is a predicted model, not a curated record. Gene Ontology annotation, cellular component: extracellular region. NCBI's taxonomy places the organism in Eukaryota, Metazoa, Chordata, Lepidosauria, Squamata, Colubridae. Gene Ontology annotation, molecular function: calcium ion binding.
GGCCGCGGCUGGCGGCUGAAUCCGCCGAGCUUCUGCAGGGCUCCUCGGACAGCCGCCGCCAGAAGCCGAGCGAGCAAAGCGAGAUCUGGGAAGGUGGUCGCGGAGCAGGGGUCGCCUCGGAGGCUCUAACGGAGGACGGGCAGCGUGGCUGCCUCGGCUUUGCCCCUCUCGCUCCUAGAAGCGGCGGCGGAGGCUGGCUCUGUUCUCUCGAAGGCGCUUUCGGUUUUUUCGGCGAGCCGGGCAAGAGGGGCGCGCUCUGGCAGGCCCGUUACCCGUGGCUGCCCCCGAUGCCUGGAGGUGGCGCGCAUGACGUCAGCAGCAUCGUCGCUGCAUCCCGUACGCCGCCUCGCUGUUGCCAUGGCAACCUCUUCCCCGACGGCAGAGUUGGCUGAGACCCUUAACUGAUAAGAGUGAAGACCUAACAUGGCAACCUUCCUCACAGCUCCGAAAGCCCAUUCCGUCCUGAAGCGCUUUCCACGGGCCAAUGGCUUUCUGGAAGAGUUUCGCCAGGGCACCAUUGAGCGUGAGUGCGUGGAGGAGGUCUGCAGCUAUGAGGAAGUAAAGGAGGUCUUUGAGAACAAGGAGAAGACGAUGGAGUUCUGGAAGGGCUAUGCCUACUCCGUCAAAGAUGCGUCCGACGGGACAGACCGGUCUGAUGCCAUGUACGUCGUGGUGCCCCUGCUAGGUGUAGCAUUGCUCAUUGUCAUUGGUCUCUUCAUCAUCUGGCGCUGCCAGCUGCAAAAAGUCACGCACCACCGUCCCUCCUACCCCCAAAAUAGGGGCCUGGCCAGCCGAGCUGCUCGCAGUUUGCCCAGGGUGAGGGUGCACCGCGAAGCUCCUCCCAGCCAAAGCGAAACCCACUGCCAGCAGGACCCAAGUGGCAGAGGGGCUUCCAAUGGCGAUUGGGGGCAGGGGUCACCCAGUCAGCUGGCCAGGACGCUUGUUGAGCCUGAGCACAUGGCUCCCCCCCUGUCUAGACUGUGCAGUGCCACUCCUCCCCCCUCCUACGAAGAAGUGACGGGGCAGCCCGACUGUGCUGGCAGCAGUGGCGCAGAGGAGCCCAACGUGUCCUACAGUGACCCACCUCCCAAAUACGAGGAGAUUAUGAAUCCCCUUCAUGCUCCUGGGAAGUAGCAGCCCCGGAUCCUCUCGGCCAGGUGAUGCUAUCACAGAACAGCCUUAUCCUCCACCCUCACCAAGUGCUCCAUAGGUGGCCGGUGCCAUUCACCCCCUUCACUCCUUCUGCUGAGCUGUUGCUGGGACCCUCAACUGGAGCAGUUCUAGUUGCAGGGAUAUGAUAGAAAGCAUGGCUGAACGGUGCCCCAGGGGUCUUUUUACAGGAAGACGGCUGAGCGGCGGUUUGGGUGGCUUCCCAGGGAGGAGGCUGGGCCCUACUGCUACAGGGGGGCAUUCAGCACCUUUGAUGUCCACCCUUUUGGCAAGAGCUUGGUUGGGUGCUGAUGGUGGAUUGGGUGGGGUGGGGGCUUUACCACUCUUUCCAGCCACCUGGGAUGGUGCUGAGGAGGAGGAGGGCAGGUAUGCCUUUUUGGCAUGUAUCUGACAUGGGAAAAUGCCAAUCCUUCUUUCAUGCUCAGCUCACUUUAUCUUUCUACCCGACACUGCUUUGUUCAACCAACGGAGGGGAAGAAAACCCACCUCUCUGUUUGCUCUCCCUGUGGAAUGCUGCCUUUGUCUAUGGAUUAAGCCUUGAUGUGAGGCCUCCUUCUCCAAAGAGAAGCAGCCCAAAGCAAAAGUGAAAUUUUAUAUUCACAAAGCCAAUGCGUUGGCAAUUGCCAUUUUCUGAUGUACCUGUUGCACUGGAAGGUUGUGUGUCUGUGUCUGUGCAUGUAAUUUCUAUGUGCAUAUGGAGGGCAGAGGAGAAGGACUGAGCCCCUCCCUCCCAGAAACACAUCAGGACAUUUUCUCGCCCUUCAGGCUUAUCCCACUGGCCCAAUCUGUGUCUUCCUCUCCUUGAGGCUGUCCAAAGGUAGACCCUGGGAGCAACACGCUGCCAAAGAUGAUUCUGGAUGGGCAUCUGUGGCUGGGGACCCCCUUCUGCUGCAACAGCACUUCCUCCUCUGGUGGGAUUCUGCCCCAACAGUUGACUUUCCUUUUGGCCCUUUUCCCUGAAUGGAGGGAGGCAUCCUGUUCCUCCUGCCCUCAGUGCUCUGGGUCUCCCCUCACCACACAGCUCCCUUCCUUUCACUGGGAUUCCCUGGAGAUUUCUCCUUGCCAGAAGGAACAGCUGCUUGAUGUUUUCCCUCCCCUGGACAAAGCACACACUCUCUCUUUCACACUUCUUUCUCGAUGGUGCUAAUGCAUAGCCAGGUAUUCUCUCCUUGUGUGACACUCUGUAUGCUGCUUUACUGUAUUUAUACAUUUUGUUUAAACGGAAAGAAACGUCA